CCUUGACCCGGGGCGCGCCGGGACGGGAAUUCCUUCCUCCGGCACGGUGCCGGCCACGGGGAGCCCGGCCGUGGGGCACGGCGUGGGGCUGAGCCCCGUCCCGCCGUCCCGCAGCCCCCCGGCCCCGCAGGCAGCGCUCUCCCGGCGAUGGCCCCAGCCGGAUCCCCCGUUCCCCGGCAGGAAUGUGCCGGGGGAGCCCGGCCCCCUCGCGCCGGGACGGCUUCCUCUUUUCCAGCUAUUUAAGGGCGGUUUCGGCACGUCCCCUGCAGCGGCCGGGCCAUGGAUCGGAUGGAGGUGACCGAGACCUUUGCCGGCAUCUCCCUGCCCGGCCACCUCCACACCCAGGACUCCCUCAGCUUCGCCGCCACCUUCCAAUUCCGCCCCACCGACGUGGUCAUCGCCACCUACCCCAAAUCGGGCACCACGUGGAUGCAGGAGAUCCUGACGCUGCUCUUCAGCCACGGGGACGUCCUGCCAGCCAAGACCAUCCCCAACUGGGAGCGGGCGCCCUGGCUGGAGCAGAUCUACUUCAGGGAUGCGCUGCAGGACACGGCCACCCGCCGGCUCAUCACCACCCACUUGCCUGCCCACGUCCUGGCCCCCGCCCUGCAGCAGAGCAAGGCCAAGGUGAUCUAUGUGGCCAGGAACCCCAAGGAUGUCGCCGUCUCCUUCUACCACUUCCACCGCCUGGCCAAGUUCCUGCCCGACCCCGGCUCCUUCGACACCUUUCUCACGCAGUUCCUCGAGGGCACGGUGCACUACGGCUCCUGGUUUGACCACGUCAAGGGCUGGUUGGGCCAGCGGCAGCUCCUGGACAUCAUCUAUGUCACCUACGAGGAGCUGCACCAGGACCUGCGCGGCACGGCGCAGCGGCUCAGCGCCUUCCUGGGCUGCCCGCUGGGACCGGAGACGCUGGCAGCCCUGGAGGAGCACUGCAGCUUCGUCGCCAUGCGGGACAACGCCAUGGCCAACUACUCCCUCAUCCCCUCCGAAAUCAUGGACCACAGCCAGGGACGCUUCAUGAGGAAAGGUGUGGUGGGGGACUGGCGCGACCACUUCUCCCCUCUGCAAAACGCCCUCUUCAACCGCCUCUACCAGGAGGAGAUGGGCGACUCGGAGCUGCCCGCGCGCUGGCCCAUGGCCUGAGGGGGGCCGGGGGGGGCCGGCAGCACUUGGCCUUGCCACUGCACAACACGACUGCCCUGCUGCCUGCGGAGCCCCGCUGCGGGGGGGGCACCCUGCAUGGGGAGCCCCCAGCACCCCCAUAACGUACACAGCCCCAUCCAUCGCCGCAGGGGCCGGGGCUGCGGCGCAGCUGGGGGUCCCACCGCAGGGAGAGGUGGGGGGACACUAGCUGCCUGACACCCCCCAGGGAUGGGGGACUUUUCCGGCCACGCAUUGUGGCCAUCCCUGUGGCCUUCCUUCCCCUGGGGCGGGGGCGCGUGGCCGUGACCCCCCACCUUCCGCCCAGCCUGCCCUGGGGAAAUAAAUAUUUAUUGUUGUUCCCA
This is a messenger RNA of Chroicocephalus ridibundus (black-headed gull), 1508 nucleotides long. RefSeq names its product sulfotransferase 2B1-like. The record is from RefSeq and is a predicted model, not a curated record. Bases 280 to 1146 code for a protein of 288 amino acids. The transcript is spliced from 6 exons. Gene Ontology annotation, cellular component: cytoplasm. Gene Ontology annotation, biological process: sulfation. Gene Ontology annotation, molecular function: sulfotransferase activity. Lineage: Eukaryota; Metazoa; Chordata; Aves; Charadriiformes; Laridae.